AGCGAGGAUAAGUGGCUACAGCGGCCAAAGUUCAGUAAAAAAAAAAAAAAAGAACAUCUGACAAAAGAGAGUGCACACAGGAGGGUUAGAGCAGAUGCUUGUUGCUUUCACACUGACAAGACAGCUCGCUGAAAGGACAAGGAGCGAUGCUUCGCUGGGUUUUGUUUGCUUUGCUCAUUGGUAUUUGUGCCAGUGCUGGAGAGCAGAAACCAAAAAAGAAAGUGAAGACUCAGCCCUUGUCAAGAGGAUGGGGAGGUGGUAUUAGUUGGGCUAAAACCUAUAAAGACGCCCUAUCGCAAAUGACCAAGAGUCGGAAGCCUCUCAUGGUCAUUCAUCAUAAAGACAACUGCCCAUACAGUCAAGCACUGAAGAAGGCAUUUGUUGCUGACAAAACUAUCCAGAAAAUGGCAAAAGAGGAUUUCAUCAUGCUCAACCUGGUGGAGGAGAGUGGGGACAAGAACCUGGCACCUGACGGUUACUAUGUUCCCAGAAUCCUCUUUAUUGAUCCAUCCAAAACUGUGCGCGCAGACAUUACAGGAAAGUACAGCAACCGCCACUACACCUACAAGCCGAGUGACAUGAAGGACCUGGUCAAAAACAUGGAGAAAGCCAAAGUCCUUCUACACAGCGAACUCUAAUAUGGCUCAACGUGGCAUCUCAGGAUCUCCCACAGAUGGCUGCUCAGUGGCCAGAACUGAAUUAUUUGAAUGAUUUUUGGUGCUCAUUAAAAUUAAGGAAAGCAAAAGUUGUUUUCAUUUUCUUUAC
Molecule: messenger RNA, 765 nt
Organism: Archocentrus centrarchus (flier cichlid)
Lineage: Eukaryota; Metazoa; Chordata; Actinopteri; Cichliformes; Cichlidae
Gene: agr1
Product: anterior gradient 1
Exons: 9
Coding region: 147-638 (163 amino acids)
Cellular component (GO): endoplasmic reticulum
Source: RefSeq, a predicted model, not a curated record